This is a messenger RNA of Harpegnathos saltator (Jerdon's jumping ant), 4512 nucleotides long. RefSeq lists its product as uncharacterized. Lineage: Eukaryota; Metazoa; Arthropoda; Insecta; Hymenoptera; Formicidae. Bases 1386 to 2912 code for a protein of 508 amino acids. The transcript has a single exon. The record is from RefSeq and is a predicted model, not a curated record.
GAGAGAGAGAGAAUACAAUUAUUCGUUUCUCUGACUUUUUGAUGACUUUUUGUGAAUGCAAAUCGCGAAGCAUUAAGAAUCAUAACGGUAAAAAUGAAAUUAUGGAACAAAAUCACUCAGAUUUAACUGGAUCUUUCUCUCUUCCAGGUAAUCUUAAGAUUAAAUUUGCGGCUAAUUCGUCACGAUUCGUACGUCGCUCCGUUAAAUGCCUCGGAAUUUUGGUCGGAAUCAGCGAUUUCCACAGUCUCAAGCAAAGUUACAUAAGAUUACUCACUCCGGUGUAUAGCGUUUGUUUUCUUUUUCCUCGUCUUUGCGUGAGCGACGCUUACCUUCGCGUGUCCGCAACGCUCACAGCAGUGUCCAACCAACCAGUUGUCUCUGUACCUCCGCCGCCCGAGGAGAAUAAAAUGGGAUUUAUUACGUGUAACAAUUGCACAUCUCGUGAUGUUAGGACGUUUUCCGCGCGCUCGCCUCUGGGCUGCCCACCGCGAAUACCAAGAAAUAUGACACCAGAAGGAAGCACAGUUUGCGCAAUCGCGCGACACGCACGCACGCACGGUAUGAUAUGAUGUCGCGCGUUCAAACUUGGCCGUUGGCUUCGCAAGUUUCAAAUAUACGCUAUUCCCUGUGUUAAUUGCGAUUAAUUAGCCACACAAAGUCGACAAAGUCUCUUCCGUUUCCGAUAAUAAUACCGCGUCACCAAUGUUUACCAUUGGCGGCCCCUCUCGAAAGAAGAGGGGGCAAGUCAAGGAAGCCGAGCUUCGAACGUAACGUCAGAGUCAGAGUAACGUAGAAUUUACGUAGAAUACGUGCAUAGUGUGAGCUAAAAAGAAAAGAAAAAAGAAAAAAAAGAAGAAAAAAGAAAUCAACGAGCGGGCAACGGUUCCCGAUCCCGGGAGUUCUGCAAACGAAAGCCGCAACUCACUCGCGCUGUGUGUCGUAAAUUAUAAAAUCCACACAGACAUACGUACCCCACUUCUGCAAGAUCCAUCGAUCUGUGUCGAGAGUGCUGUGGCAACUGCGGCGAUGACCAAGUGUGUUCGGGCGAAUUAAUCAGGGUCCAGUUACGAAAAGUAACCGCAUGCAAUGUCAGCGACUCACCGGCGCGGCGAUGACGGCGGUGAUGGCGGUGGUGGUGGCAAGCGGCGGCGGUGAUGUCGGCGCUUAUCUGCUACCAUCGUGCACGCUUUCCGCGAUAAAUACCGCUCGGCGUUUCACGCGCGUGUUAUUACUACGUGAGCCGGGGAAGCGGAAGAAAAACGGCGAUACUGCGCCGGCAAUCGGCCGGCAACGCCGUUGUGACGGUCGACGGUCGGUCCCGACUUGCCCAACACCGAAGAAGAGACCGCAGUCCUCCUAACGACGGGAGAGGACAGCCGGACAGCAUGCACGCGACAGGAUCGUCCACCGCCGUCGGUGUGCCGAUUUACUUCCUAUGUGUCAUCUCGUUCGCUGCUGCUUAUCCGACAAUGAGCACCAUCCGAUACCGGCUGAUACCGGAGGAAGCGCCGCCGAGGAAGUGCUGCGCCGCCGGUCACGCGUUCAACGAGGCCCUCGAGUGCGUCCACGUGGGUCCAGACAGGCUCAACUACACCGUGGACGACGGCUGGAGGAGGACAAUACCGCGACAGAGAGAAAUCAUCACGGUGGUGAUCGUGUCCGCUGUGCGAGGGUUGAACUGUCGCGAGGAUCCAAGCCUUCGCAUGACGAACAACUACUUCCUGCGCACCUACUCGGCCGCGUUGCACGCGUUGCACGCGUACUCGAGCAAGUACUGCGUCGAGAAGAUGACGAACGGCACGUCGGUGUUGGCCAAGUGCCCCCCGGACUCCAACGCUGACGAAGACGAGGACGCAGCGGCGGCGGCGGCGGCGUUAAUGCUGUUGACGACCGUGAGGACUAAAUUGAGGGCCACGGUGACGAGCAUCAGCAGGACGGCCACGGUCACGGCCACAGGACGGUCGACGGACGACACAGCAAACUCGUCCUCCGGGAAAGAUAAAGAGAAGAAGAAGGUCGUCUGUCGCGGCCACGGGCUGCGCGCGGUGAUCUUCUGGGGCGCGCAGACGUACAUGGAUACCAACCUGGCGCACGUGGUGCUCUGCAUCAUCGUCGUGACGGUCUAUCUGACCGUGCCGGAGCUGAGCAAGAGCAUAUACAAUCGCGCCGUGUUGCGUCACAACGCCUGCCUGCUGCUGCAAGGCUGCAUCCUGACCUUCCUCGGCUACUGCGACCUGUACGAGUGCUCGAUGACGGUCAGCUCCAUCGUGUUCCUGUGGAUAGUCCUGCAGUACUUCACCAACGCCACCGGCUUCUGGCUCAACGUCAUUUGCUUCGACAUGACUCUGUCCAUCACGAGGUUCCGUUGGAUGGCGGGAUCGGGUCAGCGCAGCAGCCGUGAAGAGAACAGACGGCUUCUUCUCUACGGCGUCUUCGUCUGGGCCGGCGCCCUGAUCCCCGCAGUGGUCGCUCUCGUCCUCGAGUACUGCCCCGGGAUCCCGGAGGACUUCCCGUUGAAGCCGAAUUACCGUCGCUACCGCGACGGCCCGAACGUCGUGGUGAAUCUCUACUUCUUCGGCAUCCCGUUGCUCACGCUUUUCUGGAACAAUGUGCUCUUCGUGUUUACCACCUACAAGAUCAUACGCAUACAGAGGAGCACGGAGAUAGCGACGCAGAGUCAGAACAACGCGCUGCGGAAGAAGUACUUCCUCUUCCUGCAGCUGUACCUGCUCAUGGGCGCACCGUGGUUCUUCGGCUUGCUGCUCGCAUGCCUCAACAAUCUGGUGAUACUCAAGGUGUGCCGGCUGACGCAGCCGAUACUGUGGCUCCUGAUGCUCGCCGGUCACAAAAAACUGCGGCGAAAGCUUACGGACAAACUUGCGCUGCUGCGACAGGCGGAAGGUGGAGGCUAACGCGACCAGCUCAUAAAUUGUGUUACUUGUUCUCAUCUUUCUCCCCGUAGAAGUUCAAGAGGCGGGGAACAAGUGAGAGAGAGAGAGAGAGAGAGAGAGAAUGUGUGUGUGUAAAUGAACGAGGCGACAAUAGGGAUGAAUCAGCGAAAUUCAUCGACAUAUUCAUCGACUCAACGAAGACGGUGGGAGGGGAGGGGGGUUGCCCGUCGUCGUCGUCGUCCGGCACAGAGAGAUUACGUAAUCAAUGAAGAGGAACUCCUCUUGCUCAUUGUUGCGGCUCGCGCAACUGCGCUUUGCGGGCAUUUGCAUUUUUCCUUGCGCAAUCUGACACGCAAACCCGUAGGAAACCCCCGUCGGGGAAAAGAAGAGGAGAAAAAGUACGAGAGACGGCGACGAGGAGCGUCGCCGCAAUAUCCGAUACCGCGGACUUGGCGCGACUCAUCGCGCUCGGAAAAACUCCGAGUUCGUGGGAAUGCAGGACGACGACGGCGACGGCGACGGUGGCAGCGAUGGCGGCGAGGUGUGAGAAGCCUUGGAUAAUAAAGGAGUCGGCGUCUGCCGACGUUUCCUGUCCGGGACGUUUUAAUUACCGUAUUCGCCCGUUUCGCGUUCGUACCGGAUGACGACGACGACGACAGAGGGGCGACGUUCGCUCAUGCUAGUCUCUUUGUACUUCUUUUCUACGACGUGUGGCAUAUUAAGUUGUUAGUGUAUGACGUAGGCGAUAGUGCAAGAGAAGCGCGAGAGUGACUAUUUCGCACGGGAAUUCCGAAAAAUUCACUUAGUGCUUGGCUGAUCUUUCUUUUUACGGACGUAUACGCGGUGAGAAACAGCCGAUGGUAUCAGCGCGCGUAAAUUGAUACAGGAUAUAUCGCUGGAAAAUGUGCGAAAUAUCUCGCUCGUUGUAGACCGUUUUACCGUCGGUAUCGUUCCCAUGCGCCGAUUUUGCGUCGGGUAUUAUGUAGGUAGAGGCUUUAAUCUCGUAGAUAAAUAUGUAAAUAUCGCAGAUAUUACAGAAACCCCGAUAUCUAGUCAACAAGAGAAUAAACAGGUCGAUUAACGAAUGUAAAUAGGACUCGCCGGAAGGAAUUAUCGCGCAACACGGGUGUUGCUCUCUCGAUGGAGCGAAUGCGCGAUCGAGCGAGGGAUCGAUGGACGAAACAACCUACGGCCAACGACUCAUUUAGACAUAUCGACGCGAUGACGCAUUAUAUACGCAGCAUGAUAUACAAAAACCGUAGUUUUCUUUAGAAUUAAUUUACGCCGUCACCAUGACCGUGGACUCGGAGGAAUGUUCCGAUGCGUCGCAUAUCACGUGAGCGUUAAGUACCUCUGGUACGAAUAAAUGUAACACGUACUGAUUUUACGAUAUUUUAUUUUGUAAAUAGAACGAGGGGCCGAAAACAGAGUUCCGUUUUACCAUCGGUAUCGUUCUUUUGUGCGAGAGAACGCAAGAAUUUGCUCGGAUAUAUUUGUCGCGCUGUGAAAUUGCACAUUUCGCGAGAACUCAGGGAAUUUAUCCGCGCGAUAAUACAUUUGCGACAAAAAACAAGACAUUUUUUAGAACAAGAUAUAAAUAAUAAUUAAAGCAUACGUUCAA